Messenger RNA from Hippocampus comes (tiger tail seahorse), 4336 nucleotides. It is a transcript of the gene fosb, whose product is annotated as FBJ murine osteosarcoma viral oncogene homolog B. Bases 894 to 2198 code for a protein of 434 amino acids. Gene Ontology annotation, biological process: regulation of transcription by RNA polymerase II. NCBI's taxonomy places the organism in Eukaryota, Metazoa, Chordata, Actinopteri, Syngnathiformes, Syngnathidae. Gene Ontology annotation, cellular component: nucleus. The record is from RefSeq and is a predicted model, not a curated record. Gene Ontology annotation, molecular function: RNA polymerase II cis-regulatory region sequence-specific DNA binding; DNA-binding transcription factor activity, RNA polymerase II-specific. The transcript is spliced from 5 exons.
CAAAUAUCACUAUUCAAAUAUUGUUAGAGCAAAAUGGUAAACUCCGAUAGUGGUCUGCCCCAGUAUUUCUUAGUGUAUGAUAGUACCACUAGGGUUACUCGCGGUCCCUCUGAGACUGGGAGGUGAAAGAAUUGAAUAGAAUAAUAAUUUAAGUACUUUUCUUCACUUUUUUAUUAAUUAUUAUUAGUCAUGAUGGUGGCACUUUGAGAGUGAAGCGUUCCUUUCAGUGCAAAUGCACUGACCCAAAUUUUUCCCUUUAAAAAUAGUCAAAUUUUAAACAGAAAUGUCACUUUUCAAGUAUUGUAAGAAUAAAACUCAACUAGUGAUCAAUAUAACCUCAGCUGUGUACCGUGGUGUAUGUAUUAUGUUGUAUUAUGUUGCUGACCUAGUUUUUGUCUCCAAAUAUAUGACUCUUUCCAUACUUAUAACACUUAAAAUCCACAAGUUUCCUCCCCGAAAUAGUCAGACGGUGAGAAACACCCCCCUUACGUUGGAAAUUAUUCAAAAAAAGAGAAUAGCGUCUAUGAUUACCCGUCAGCGAGGUAAGCUUUGGCUUAUUCCAGUGCGAGAGGGAAUCCCUCGACGUCACCAAGGAUACCAAACACAACAGCGGUGCACAAAUAUGGGCAUGUACGUCAGCGGAACCCCGAGGCGGGACUUAAAUGCCUCGGUUGUAGGCUACUCAAGGAGGAUUCAUUCAUAAGACAAAAUCUGCUUGUUUGUACCGUAAUUCCGUCGUGCAUUCGCCGGGUCGUGCCGCCAAUCGGAGUUUAUGGAUCUAUCAAGCUUCGGAUCGAAGAAGUAGUUUGAACCCGGGAAGUGGAAGGACAACACAUCUACGGGGCAAUUUCCCCCCGCUUUCUGGUUGCGGGGAAGUGGAUUAAAGCUUCUUCAUGCAACUUUUUUGGGAAGACACCAGGAGCGCCUCAACGGAAAACAGCAAUAAGACGAGUAACGGUGCCAAGCUCUCUCUCAGCCCUCGCGGGGAGAUGUACCAAGGGUUCCCCGGCGACCCCGACAGCGGAUCCCGUAGUAGCUCGUCCCCGUCCAUAGAGUCCCAGUACCUUUCCUCCGUGGACUCAUUCGGCAGCCCGCCGACCACCAGUGCUCCACAAGAGUGUGUGUCAGCCGCAGCUGGCUUGAGCAUUGUGGGUAGCGGGCCAGGAUCCAGCGGCGGAGGGGAAAUGCCCGGUUCGUUCGUGCCAACCGUCACUGCCAUCACCACCAGUCAGGACCUGCAGUGGAUGGUCCAGUCCACCCUCAUCUCCUCCCAGGCCUCGGGGCAGAGCGGCACCACCGGCACCUCCUCCAUGACCCGGCCAGUGCCACUGAUUGAUCCCUAUGACAUGCCAGGCACUAGCUACUCCUCCGGGUCCGCAUUCUCUCCUCCGAGUUCGGACACCCCUGGCCCAGCACCGGGCCCCAUCCGCCAGUCCAGAGCCCGUAGCCGCCGCACUCGAGAAGAGUCUGUGAGUGAAGACGGAGAUGUUGGUGUGUUACUGACUCCCGAAGAGGAGGAGAAGCGACGUGUCCGUCGAGAGAGGAACAAGCUGGCCGCCGCCAAGUGCAGAAACCGCCGACGGGAACUCACGGACAGACUGCAAUCGGAGACGGACAUUCUGGAGGAGGAGAAGGCUGAGCUGGAGGCGGAGAUUUCUGAGCUGCAGAAAGAGAAGGAGCGCCUGGAAUUUGUCCUGGUGGCCCACCAGCCCAACUGCAAGAUCCUAUACCAGGAACAGCCUCAGCCAAGCUCGGCACAGCUCCCCAUGCAGAACUUACAAGCUCCCCCCACCAUUGCGGGCUUGGCUGUGAAGGAUGACUCUUUCUAUUUGGCUCCUGCCUACUCAGGCCACGCAGCCUCCACACAGUCGCAGAUUCCGCCUCAACCGCAGCAGCAGCAACAUGUCCAGCAGCCUCAGCCAGGAAUGAUACAGGAGGUAGAGUUUUCUCGUUCUUUCUAUGGCCCGAAUGAGGCGGCGGCACCUGGCGGGCCGUGCCUCAUGGCCGGCGACGGUGGUGGUGGUGGUGGUGGUGGUAACCAUGACGAUGCGGGCAUUGCCAGCCACAGCACUUCAUACACAUCUUCAUUUGUGUUCACCUACCCAGAGGGAGCCUGCGGGGUCAGUGCCAACCAUCGGAACAGCAGUAGCGAGCAGUCAUCCGAUUCCUUGAACUCGCCUUCCCUGCUGGCGCUCUGACUGCCCGACAAAACUCGCGCAUACCUUAAUGCUCGCUGAAUAGUGGCUGACUGCCGCCCAUUUAAGUUAAAGAACAAAAUUAACGUGCAUUCCAAGAGAGAGACGGAUUCAAAUUGCAAACGUCAAUCAGUCAGCGUGCAUGUAAAAUACAGCUUAAACUAAACUCGGUCUCCAGUGAGCGGCCACAACUGCAACCGGUGCCCCCCACCUUGUUCCCUCUGAGGGUCUAUCAUCCUCUCCUCCAUCCUUGCCCUUCCACCCUCCUCUUUUGCCCAGUGCCCAGAGGUGAGACACUUACCGCUCACCCUUCAUCCGCCCAACCCUCCCUCAGCUUCCUCAUGCUUGGAAGUCGGCGAUCACCGCGUUGUUACAAUUCCUCUGCCGUGCCAGCAUCUGUUUCUCCUCUUCUGUCUCUUGUGUUUCUCCCCCUCUCUCUGCCUCAAGUCCUCCACGCCCAAGAGCCCGAAGACCCCCUCCAGUCCCUGGGACCUUGAGUGAAUCGCCCGGCCCCCAACCUAAUACUUACACACACCUUAACUGCUCCAUGUCGACUUGGAUCGAGAUUCUGCAGCGUGUUCCAAACAAGCGCACACUUCACUGGGAGCUCCAGUUCGACAUUUGGAUGCACAGUUGAUGCAAAAAAAAAAAGCAAGGCGGAGGUCUUUGGUUGAGCCACAAGUCGACAAGAUGAACACAAGGCAUGUUGAGUGGCUCUGGGGGGGAUGCUUUUGUUGACGUGAGCCAAAUGCAAAACAAGCAAAAAAAAAAAAAAAAAAAAUUGUAAGUUAAAGCUCUGCCCGUGUAGAUUCUCAGUCAUCAUGGUAAUCCGGAAGGGGUGAAUCGAGGCAACCGGAUUUGUCUUGUUUGUUGAAGGUAUUCCAAUCUUUAAUCCAAAAGGCUUCUUCGGUUCUCAAUUUGUCAGAUGAUAUGUGAUAUCUCGAACCUUCACCGAAAAAUUCAGAACUGCAGAAGACUUUGGAUUGAAGGCGAAAUGCCAUCAACAAACGCAAAGAGUGCGGCUACCUCGAUUCAACCUUUUUAAAAGAUGUCACUCUUGCCAACUGUGUGGAGGGUUUCUCUCUCAGUCAGAAGCUUCACCACACCACCAUGGCUUUUGAGUCUCCGGAUGAUGCUUUUUUUCUUGCCUGUUUGCCUUUAACGGGAAAUGCAGACAACCUCUCAACAUGGGGCGUGCAUACGACUGCACCUGGCCUGUUUAUUUCUUUCUUGAGUGAGGUUGUCACGGAGGCUGACCCGGAAACAAAAAGAGGAGAUUAUCCGGGCCGAUGUUAGGGCGCCAGCGUCCUCUCCUGCCUGUGAAUUUGUGCCAUUUGUUUUUUUGCUCAUACGUUCCAGUGACACUUGUUGCAUAUUUUGUCUUUUUUAUGUAUUUGAUUGUUCUGCUUUUACUUGUACGCCACACUGCAGCCCACCUCCAACUCUGUUGUUGUUGCAUUGUUAAGUAUAUUUUUUUCCCUUGAUUUGUUUGUUUUUAUGUGGCAACUUUGGAGGUAUGCUGUGCACUUAAAGGUUUUGUGUGUUGAAAGUAAAAAAAAAAAAUCUUGUUCCAUGUCUCAUGUAAAAAGAUUUAUAUAUAUAUAUAUAACAGCAUAUAUAUUAUAUAAUGUCUGUAUGUAUAAAUAAGUGUUAUGCGCUAUGAUUGUCAAGUAUGAAUGUGUUGCAGCUCUAGAGGGGAUAUUUUUGUCAAUGAAGAAAUUUGAAAGAUGUUCUUGAGAUUUACUUUUAAAAUGAAUAUUUUUGUAAGAGAAUGAAAAAAAUUAUAGAAAUAUAUACUGUAUGAUAGGUUUUAAAAAAAUGGCCCUGUCCUUUAACAUAAAGCAUGAUGUCAUUGCCUCUCGCCAUGUGUAUUUAUGUUUUACAAAACAGUAUCAAGCUCUAUCCAAGACAGUCAAUGUAUGUAUGUAACUAUGACAAUGUUACAAGGUUGUGAUGACACCAUUUGUUUUGUCUGAUUUUUCUCUGUGAGGUCUGACCCAAAGCUACUGACACCACUUUAUCUUCAAAAAUUGAAAUUAAAAAAAGUACAGUAUACUGAAGUCACUGUUACAUCUACACAAAACAUGUUAUCUAUUUGUAUUUCUGCCCUUAUAAUAAACAAAUAAUAUUCUUCAAGAAUG